AUGGCUGUUGUAGUCGGUAUAAUGCUUGACUUCGCAUCUGCCGCUGUGGUCCCUCGCCAGAGCCAGCCGUUGGACCCCUUCACACCGAUUGAUCCUCAAAACUGGGUCAACCCUGACAACAUGACUUGGAAUGAUUACAAGGCACCGCCAACGACGAAUUGGGCCGAUCCGGCACGCAAAGGCAGAGACCGAAACUUCAAUAUCGCCAUGGUGGCCAUAGACUACCCAGACUCUCCCUUUGUCGUCACCCUACCGGCUCAGUCGGAUAUAUUCGGUAACCCGCAGCCUCUUGCUGCUGGCCUAAAACGUGAAGACGUGCCAAAGUUCUACCACGAUCUUCUCAACGUACCCAGCGAGCUCAACGAAGGUCACACGCUCCACGAAUACUGGAUGGGCGACUCUUUCGGAAAAUAUGGUGUCGAUCUGACUGUUUUCGGCCCAUACCGCAUGCCCGCGAGAAGCUAUCAGUAUGGAGUUGAUGAUGAAGAAGGCGGGUUUAACGAAGGUGCCUGUCCAGAAGGACCGCCAUGCUCGGUAGAUCUCAGAACUGAUGCUCUUGGAGCAUGGCGUGCGGACGUUGGAAACGAGACAGCAAACGCAUACGAGUUGGCCUUCAUUCUCUCCGCCGGCCAGGACGAGUCGUCGACAUGGCAGGAAUUCGGUGAGAUGAAAUUCCUCUCCAAGGAAGAUGUCCCAGAAGAGUUCGGGCCACCAGACAACUCGUCACUACCGAACUGGGCUAGUACGCGCUACGUCGACUGGUCAUCAUGGGCGGCAGCUUCCACCAUCUGGCCAAACGCCGGUGGCGGUUCCUCCACGCAAGGUGAAUCGAGUGGGAUGGCUACGUUUGCUCACGAGUUGUCGCACUUGCUUGGUAUUGGCGACAAUUACAACAACCCGUUCAGCAACCCUCCCCGAAGGUCAUACACUGGUCCCUGGAGCAUGCUCUCUCGAGGCAGUUUUAAUGGACCCGGAGGGCCGCAUACUCGUUGGCAGAUACCACCCGUGCAAGGAGCGUCUAUGGGAUCGCUACAUACUAUGCGUGAUAAGCAUCAGAUUGGGCUCAUCGACACUACCCCAAUCCUGCAAAUCUCCAGCUCUGGUCUCGCCACUUCCGGCCCGGUUGUCGCGCAGAUAAAGGCUCGCUCUGUUGACCCAGUGAACAGCUUGAUGGGGUUCAAUAUCUCCUUGGGCGCUGCUGGUGAUCUCGCGCCGCCAUGCAAUGCGUCUCUUGACGCUUUGUGUGACGGACGUGGCUACAACAACUACAACUUGGAAGUGGUUCAGCGCCUUGGUGCUGACUCCUUCUGCCCCGACUCCGGCGUCAUGAUCAGCAAGACGAAGAACAGCGAUCGUGUACAACCUUUCCAAUGGACGAUUGAUGCAAACCCACAGGACGCACGUCAGAUCGACUUCUAUCUCCCGAAUGGAACCGCAAGGUACUGGACAAUCGGUGAUUACAGGCAACUAGUUGAUGCGUUGUUCCAUGCGGGAACAAAUUCCGGCUCAGAGUACGAGUACAUUGAUGAGGCGAACAACCUGCAUCUGUAUAUUCUUGAAAAGGUCAAAGACAAUACUGGAGUAUUGCACUACACUGUAGGAGUUGCUUCGACAGCGACAAACCAGACUACAUCCGCUCAAUAUGGUAUUGAGCUUGGCUCCGGUAAGGUGACAAGUAACAAAAAUUCGGCAAAGCCUGCCGACGGUUCAUACUGCACAUUCGAGCUAAAGAACACCGGUAAAGCCGCAGUCCUCGCCACAAACCCUCAUCCACAAGACUUAUCUGAGUAUCUUGGGUCCGAUAUAUACCGUUUGAGUGCGACUAUUGAGGGUGAAGGUUGGAAGGUCGCUGUGCCCAAUGCGCUCGCAUACGCAAGUGCUGGCAAGCAAAAGACGGUUAGUCUCGCUGUCGGUUGCGAAAGCGGCUGCUCGAAAGAAGCCACUGUUACUCUUACCGCAACUAGCGAGACUGAUAAGACAGUCACUAAAUCCAAGGCUUGCAAGGUUCGCUUGUAG
This is a messenger RNA of Alternaria atra, 2016 nucleotides long. RefSeq lists its product as uncharacterized. Lineage: Eukaryota; Fungi; Ascomycota; Dothideomycetes; Pleosporales; Pleosporaceae. The transcript is spliced from 2 exons. Gene Ontology annotation, molecular function: peptidase activity. Bases 1 to 2016 code for a protein of 671 amino acids. Gene Ontology annotation, biological process: proteolysis. The record is from RefSeq and is a predicted model, not a curated record.